This is a messenger RNA of Saccostrea echinata, 1360 nucleotides long. RefSeq names its product rhodopsin, GQ-coupled-like. The coding region runs from base 22 to 1086 and encodes 354 amino acids. Gene Ontology annotation, molecular function: G protein-coupled receptor activity. The record is from RefSeq and is a predicted model, not a curated record. Gene Ontology annotation, cellular component: membrane. Gene Ontology annotation, biological process: G protein-coupled receptor signaling pathway. The transcript has a single exon. Lineage: Eukaryota; Metazoa; Mollusca; Bivalvia; Ostreida; Ostreidae.
GUGACAUCAGUAUAAUUAGAGAUGGAUAUUCUACCGAACAGCACAGGUGAGGCCAAAGUUGGCUCUACCUGGUACACCUGUACGUACAUUAACGCUACCUAUGGAAAAUCAUCCUGCUGGGAGCUGGAUAAAUGCAAACCAAUGACCGUUUUUCUGCAGGUUUUAUCCAUAUUUGGGAUGUUAUCUAACUUAACAGUUUUUAUUGUAAUAUGUGCUGAGAAACGGCUCCACAAACCGCUGUACACCGGUAUAAGAAUGUUAACCAUUCCCGAUGCUUUAUUUUUAAUGUGUAGAUUUCUGAUAUUCACUUUUACAGGCAUGCCAAACAAAGUUUUUCUUGCAAUAAUUUAUUUAUUUUUAUCCUCCGUUUUUUCAUCCAUCGGGCACGUGAUACUUCUCUCUGUACAACAGUACCUUAUGAUUGCCUAUCCAUUAAAAAGUUUGGUGUGGAUGAGAAGCAAACGAGUCCUGAUUGUCUCAGCAAUUAUUUGGAUAUUUGCUGCAAUCCUGUCGUUUCCGUACGUCUAUUUAACAUUCCUGACAAAGAAGAAAGAGGCAGCAGCGUCAUUAAACCUAGUGUACACUGUUCUUUUAACUGUUGGACCCAUUUGUGUACUAGGCCUUUUACACACAAUGAAAAUCAUAGCGUUGAAGAAAUCGUUGGUGAACAACAGGAAUAAAACGACUAGAAAAGUGUCCCAGAUCAUAUCAAUAGUGAUAGGUGUAUAUGUGAUUACAACCACGCCCAUCAACGUCCGAGAUAUCAUCGAAAUGUCUGUUUGUCAUAUGACUGACGUAUGGUUUAUUGUUCUUGGACACAUUGGGCGAACACUUCUUUUGGUAAACUAUUCUAUUAAUCCUUAUAUCUACUUUAUCAGCACACCCCAGUUUCAAAGAGCACUUUGCAGAUGUUGUGGAUAUAAAAGCGAUUUGCACACUGGAUCUAGGACUAAUACACAAACCGAAUCCGCACAUAUAUCAUCGGUAAGGUCUGCAAGUUCAUCAGUAAGUUCGUCUUCUGUUAGGUCCGAGCCUUUACCUAAAAUCUCUCUAUCCUCUGCAAUCCAUUAUUGUACUCACCUAUGAUCACCUUUCUGAAAGGAUGAUGACCGAACCUGCGGUUAACUUCGAAGGACGCUUUGCAAAUGUUGUGGAUAUAAAGUAGAAUUUCACACUGGAUCUAAUACGCAACCCGAAUCCGGAUAUAAAUAUUGGAAAGGUUGGCGAGUUCAUCAUGAUCAGUAAGGUCCACCUCGUCUUCACCAAACACGGAGCCUUCAUCGAGAUUCUCUCAAUCCUCAGCAAUUAAUAAUAUUACACAUCUAUGAAUUUUGAUUUGUAAUUCCAACCCGCUUCUUUU